Molecule: messenger RNA, 8461 nt
Organism: Orussus abietinus
Lineage: Eukaryota; Metazoa; Arthropoda; Insecta; Hymenoptera; Orussidae
Product: rho guanine nucleotide exchange factor 17
Exons: 24
Coding region: 368-5380 (1670 amino acids)
Biological process (GO): actin cytoskeleton organization
Molecular function (GO): guanyl-nucleotide exchange factor activity; protein binding
Source: RefSeq, a predicted model, not a curated record
AUAGGAUGCUGCGCCGCGUGCAUCGCGUUACUCGCGACGCUCGCUCCACGCGGUCGCUCCUCUCGGUCGCGCUCGGCUGGAAGAAGCGUCGCCCGGCCCGUGCGGUUUCUCUCGGUGCGAGAAAGUGGAAAGAACCCGGGAAAUCGGGAGCGGUGUCGCCCGGGGUGCUCCGGUGGGUUCGGGCCAGGCACCCGAGGUUCUCGGGGGGACAUGUGCAUACGUGCCGGUAAUACGCGCGUCGUCGAGGCUGCAUUUCGCGAGGAUGACUCCGCGGGCUAAAAGGAGACGCUGCAACCCGGAGGGCUGAGCGGACAAUGGCGCCCGAUGCCCUUUCCAGUCACCUAGGAAGGUGAGGGAAGGAUGAAGAAUGCCCCGCGUCGGCGGGGAAGGAGGCGGCGGGGGUGCGAGCGAGAAGUCGGGAGGAGGUGGUUUCGGUGGGUGGCUGGGAGGCGCCGCGAGGGCCAUGACAGGAGGCGGUGGAGGUGGAUACGUGGUCCUGGGUGGCACCAGAUACGGAUUGCGACUCUCUCAGGAGAGCCUGCCGCCGCAGGGCUCGCGGGAGGACUUCCAGGAGCGACGGAAGCGGAGGAACUCGCGCGACGGCGACUCCCGGGAGCGACUGACGGAGCGGCCCUCGGAGAAGCCGGUCUCGAUCGACCUGGCGGCGAGCGUGGCCGACUGCUGCUGCAUCGGGCCGCGGUCGCGGCUGCCUCUGCCGCGCUCCGCGACGGGCGCCGGGACGGGCGCCGCCACGAGCGCCGCGGGAUCGCCUCCCACCCCCUCCGCCCCCUCCACCCCGGCCCCCGCCAGGGCCGGCAGCGCGGAGGCAGCGCAACCGCCGCCAAACUCAAACGCUAAUAAUAACCGCGGGGUGCUGCAAAUGGGGAGCCACGGAUCGCAGCCGCAAUCAUCUACGGCAUCAUCCGCGGCCUCAGUGGCCCACUCGGUCUCGGUGCCGCGACAGCUCGCCCAGUGGACCAAACACCAGACUCUGAAGCUGCAGGAACCAGCGGUGACAGCGGUGGACCGGCUGCACAGGUUCCGGUGGAGCGGGGGCGGAGGAGGAAGCGGCAAGAAGUCCUCUUCCGGCCCCCGCGGCGAGCGGCUGCGCGAGCUGACCGAGAAAUUGAAGGGCCCCGCGCCGACCCCGCCGCCGAGGAGGCCGUCGCGCGUCCAGACCUCGUCGUCGUCGCCGCCGCCGCCAUCGGGCUGCGGCGCCGCGUCGCCGACGCCCCAGCAGGCAGGCCAGGCAGCGGGGCUCCAGGGCUGCGGACGCUGCGCCGCCGAGGGGCGACCUUCCUACCGGAGCUACACCUACAGCGAGGGCAGCGGCAACGGCAACGGCGGGCAGCCUCAUCAUCAGAGGACUUAUCACAGAAGUGACAGUGUCGGUGAAGAGUGGCCGGCGGGGGUGGCGGGCGGGAGGGGGACGAAGGACGGGGGGAGGGCCGACCUCGGCGACGGGACCCGGGGCCCGGUCGAGGUCGCGCCCGGGGCUGGCCACCUCCGGCAGUACAGUGACUCGGUGGUGGACGGUGCCAAGAGUGCGGCCGAACCUCGGAGCGCCGCGGCGCCCGAGGACCACGAGGCCGAGGCGACGGACGCCCUCCCGAGGCUGGGGUCCAGGGGCCCCCUCCUGGCGUACCAUCGACCGGGCGCCCCCUUCCGCAGCGCCUCCUUCGGCCAGGUCGACUUCGAUCAAGGUAACCGACAGAAGACGCUGCCGGUCUCCGGCACGGAAUGCCUCGAGGGGAAGGACGUCCGGGCCAGCACGCUGCCGAGACGCCGGGGGGACGUCAGUCCCGCCGUCUCGACGCCGCGGAACAGUCCCGGUCGACAGAGCCCGAGGGCGUCUACGCCGAGCGUCGACAGUGCCGUCGGCUCGGCGGAGGGCCUCGGCGGGCCCCAAACCGGGCCCGAAGAGGUCAGACCCAGGAGCGACGGGUCCGAUAGCCUGGCCACCUCCAGUGCCCUGACCAGCCCGGAACCUUUGGCUCCGGACACUCGGGAACCCAGGGUGGACCUGGGGCGGCCGGAGGUCUCCGUCGCGCAGCCAGCCUCCGAGACGACCGACCGGACGUCCGAUGCCAAGGCCGAGGAUACCGUCCAGAGAGAGCUGAAGGUUGAACCUCACGAGGUCAUCAUUACGCCGCCCCCUGAAGAGCCUAGAUUGAGUCAAGCCAGCGAGGGGAGCGAGGCUCCCAGCGAGACGCCCUCGGAAGCUUCCUCUCCCUCGGGGAAGACGAGGAGGUAUCGCGGCGACACCAGCAAGAGGAGGAAGGGCGUCUACAUCACUCAGUGGCCGGAACCUUCCGAGAUCGACAGGAACAAACUCGCGGCCCAGAGUAGCGAGGAGAGGGACGAGCCCCCGGCUACGCCCAGCGACUUGUCCGACUGCGAGGGACAGACCCCUAGGAGGUACAGCAAGAGGCCUCUUCGUGGACCUUAUGGACAGAUGCUGGAGGCGGAGAUGGCCAAGCCGAGGACGACCGAUAUCGCCCUGGAGGAGGGUCUUCGCCCCAGGAGGAAGGUGUCGGCCAACCUCUCGUACAACUCCAACGCCAACAGCAGCUCGGAACCUCCCACGCCCUGCCAUCAUAGGACCACCUCCAGUCCCAGCAAACUGGAGGGUCUACCUGGUCCCAGCCCCGAAUUACUGGCCGAACUUCUCAGGGGAUCCUCCGAGCGAGUGGCGCGAGCACCUGCUCAUCGAAACGAUACGAGGACCCACGUCGUUGUGGAACUUUACGACACGGAGAGGUCGUACGUGGAGGCGUUGCAGAUACUAGUCAAUAAAUAUCUGCAACCCCUGAAGAGUCCAGAGAAUGCCGGGCUAGUGGAUUCCGUGACGGUGGAUGAAAUAUUCUAUCAGGUCCCGGCCAUCCUGAGUCACCAUGAAGUCUUCCUCGAGGAGCUGCGCAAGAGGCUCGAGAUGUGGGAACUACGACAGACGAUCGGGGAUGUCUUUCUCGACGUGUUCACGAAGCCCGUCGUCCUGGAGACGUACACGCUCUUCCUCGACAACUGGAAGUCGGCAAAGAAGGCCAUCAAGACGACAUGUCAAGCGAAACCGGCCUUCGCGAGGUUCCUCGAGGCAAUGGAGCGAGAGCACAAGGGGAAACUGGGACUGGACCAGCUGCUCAUCAAACCCGUACAAAAGAUCCCUCGGUACGAGUUGCUGAUACAAAGGCUGCUCAAACACACCGAGACCUCGCACCCGGAUUAUGAGCUUCUCUCGGCGGCGCUGAAAGAAGUCCACGAGCUGGUGGUUAAGAUCAAUUGCACGGAACGAGAAUCGCUCGAGUGGGAGCAACAACAGACGACCCUUAGGGAGGUACAAUCGCUAGUGGAAGGACUCGCCGGAAUCGUUACGAACGACAGGUCGUUCAUCCGCCACGAUCUGGUUACCAUCGCAUCGAACCAGGGAACUCGAAAAGAGCGGGCUCUUUUCCUGUUCUCGGACCUCUUGGUAAUAACCAGCAUUAAGAGAAGAAGCGGCACGAUAAGAAAACCGUCGACGAGCUCGUGUCCGAACAGUUUGGUCGGCUUGCUGGAGGCGAACAAGUACAAGAUGCUGAUGCGGAUACCGCUGGACGACCUAGAGGUGAUGAAAGCCAAAGACGAAAAUCUACGGCGAAUGGCGCGCGAGGUCGACCACCUCAGGGAAGACUGCGCCACCUUGAAUCAACUCCAGGAGCUCGCGGCGACUCUGCACGGUGCUAAGCAGCAGCUCGAGGACCUGAUCAAGGAACUCCUGGGCCAGGCACAGCGGCAGCUCGCCGAGAGAAAUGCCGCCCAUUCUCAGCUGGCGUGCCUGGAACUCACUCUCAAUACUCAAGCCGGGAUGGAAAACAUCUCCGUGAUGUUUACCAAGCCGGACAAGAGAGCGAGCUGGGAGGAGAGCUUCAACGAAGCCAAGCAGAAGCUGGCCUUGUCCGCCGACAGGAGGCCCUGCCCGGAAUUCGUAGGGCCCUUGCCGAUCCGGAAAACUAGGGCUGGGCUUCAGUUCACCUGCGCCGCCCCGACUCUGGCCAACGGCGAGGGGACCCGCGACGUCUGGGUUUGUAACAGCGACGGAUACGUCGGUCAGGUUUGCGUCCUGAGCUUGACCCCGGAACCACCGCAAGUCACCUCCUGCAAUGGCGUUUGCAAUGCCAGGAUUCUCUGCGUCGCUGGAAUCCCGGCAUGCACCCCAGGGUCAAACUCCUGCAUCUCCAGCAAUAGUCCCUUCGCCAGCAGCAAGAGCGGCAUCAGUAUAUCCGUUCAGGAUACAGACGCGACUGGCGGAAAUAUUCAGCUGGAUAGCAGCUCCAGCUCGGACGAUUCGGAUUCAGACGACAUUCCAUGCGCGGACACGGCCAGCACUUCUCUCGGUGGAGAUGUGUCCAGCAGGGACGGAGCCGUGGUCGAAGAGGACCUCAACCAGCCCACGAUGUGGCUGGGCACCGAGGACGGUUGCAUCCACGUGUACAACUGCAGCGACAAUAUUAGGAUUAAAAAGAACAAGGUUAAGAUCCAGCACGGGAGUAGCGUGCACUGUAUCAUAUACUUGGACAAUAAGGUUUUCGUAUCCCUCGCCAAUGGAGACAUCACGGUCUACUCCCGAGAUCCCUACGGUGGAUGGAACACCAGCGACCCUGCGGUCAUCACCGUGGGGACCGUGGCAUCCCCGGUCGUGAAAAUGAUUUUCAUCGGCGGGAAACUUUGGUGCGGCUGCCACAAUAUGAUUAGGGUGUUAAACACUUUUCCGCUUAGCAUCGAACAUACGUUCACCGUUAGCAACGACACCGGUAGAUCGGUUUCCUGCAUGGCGAGCUCGGGAGGUUUAGGAGUCUGGGUCUCGCUGCACAACAGUGCAGUUCUGAAGCUGUACCACGCGACCACCUACGAGGGCUUAACGGAUAUAAAUAUCGCCCCCGCGGUCACGAAGAUGCUUGCCAUUGCAGGUUGCGAUGACAUCAUUCGCCAGCACAAAGCUGCCUGCCUGAGGGUAACCGCGCUUUUGGCCUGCAACGACCUGCUCUGGAUCGGCACCAGUGCAGGGGUCCUCCUGACGGUACCGAUACCGCACAUAAAGCCGUCCACCCAGAGGAUGUCCCAGGCUCCCGCAGUAACCGGAAUUCCACACGGCCACACGGGACACGUGCGGUUCCUGACUUGCGUGGAGACCACGGCGCCGGCCAAGCCGGAUCCCUGUCCGAAGAUCAACCGAUACUCCUUCAAGCCGAACAAGGCGCAGCAGAACAACAUCAGUCGCAGCAAGCUCCUGGUAAUAUCGGGGGGAGAUGGAUACGAGGACUUCAGGGGGCCCCAGGCAUCCGCCGAGCUGCAGGCUGGGAGGGAAGACUCGACGAACCACUUGCUACUGUGGAAGGUUUGAUGUCCCUUGAAAUGGCCUCAGGGAUGGGCCACGGUGAACGCAAGCUGGCGCGGUACGCCGAGGGAAUCGUUGUACAAUGACGCCAAUAAGUGUCGUCGGGCCACGGUUGCUCAAAGCCAGGAUGCUCGAGACAAGGGGAAGGCAUUGUGGUCGGUCGCCGGCCAGGGCAAGAGGACGAAGGGCUAGAACGCUCGCCAUUAGCGCACCCAUGUUUGGCUGGGAACCGGUUCCUUCGACACGGGGCGCUGUUCCGAUCGUAGAGCAUGUUCGAACCAGGCUGGAACUAGAAAGGACGGUCUCGCGUAGGACUAUUAGGGAGAGCCGCGGAAUGAGCCGGGAUUGUCCUCGAGGAGGAAAAAGCCAGAACGCUUGCCAUUAGCGCGACCAUGUUUGGUCACGAGCUGGGAGCGUCGACGCGGUCCCUGGUCUUGGUGGCGUUUUAUCCGCACGCUGUUCGGGGCAGGUUCUGAACGAGUUAAGGAGGUUCGGGAAUGCGGCGUGGAUGUUUUUUAAGGAGAUAGGGCGGAGCUUUCUUAGAGGGGCUGCGUUUCGAUCGCGCGAGAUGCUUUAGACCAGGAGAAAAUCCCCGAUGGAUGUUUAGAGGAACCUUUGGGACGAGUCGACAGGAUUUAGGCAAGGCUGACUUUUAAGUAGUUCAUCCGGCGACGACGCGAUACGUACGGGCAAAUUUUAACCUUGUCAUCUAGUCUAUCGACGAGACCCUCAAUGGAUGAUCAUCGUAGAACGCGGCUGCAUCGAGCGCUACGUGAAAGUGCGCAUUCCAGACAAUAACUAGCGUAAAUCUUAGGAUCAAGGGAAGCGUCGGCAUCGCGGCAGUGAUCGCUCUCUGAGAAAUUCCAUUGUUACUCGUAAUUACUCUCGGUGAGGGAGUGGAUCGGUACCGCGUCGAUCGUUUUCCUGAUUCGGGUGCCAACUGCGAACCAUCGGGGUGAUUGACUCGAUCUUCGACGCCCGACUGACAAUGAGUAUUAGCUGAAUUGUUGCCAGAGAGUUGGUCGCGAGGGCUAGGUCACGAGGCAGUAAUCUGCAGUCUUUUUCCCAUUCGUUCGAAUGUACCUUGCAAAGCAAGACCGAUUGUUCGAUCAGCUCGUUUUAUCAUCGGAGGGGAUGAUUUCUUUCCUAUUUCGGGUCGACCGCGCAUUCGGGGCGCCUCCACGAAAUUCGUCGGUUUAUAUGCCGAACGGGAUGCAGAGGUACACGCGUGUAUGUAGAUUAUGUAUCUUAUGCAGGAACUCAAGGAAUUGCAAUUGAAUAUGAAUCACAGUACCUGGAAGGAGUCGAUCAUGUCGAGCUUAUAUAGUAGGUUGAGAAAACCGGAUAAGUCUUCGUGUAUUCGAUAAAUAGGCCUAAAUAGUAGAGUCGGAGUCAGUCUAAUUUAUAUUAGUACGUCGAAGUGCCAAAACCGAGUACGUUCAGUUCGUUGGGUUGUCUAGGAACAUAUCGAUCCCACCAGACGUAAGCGGGGAUAGUAGGAGAAAUUAACACCCUUUAAUUAAUCACGCGGUUCGAACCUAGCUCAAGACAAUUUCGGAAACUUCUCUGGAGAGGGAUAGGCGACGAGAGUAUCUAGGAGAGUAGUCCGAUUUUUAAAAAAUUCAUCCGACCUUUCGAUACGAUUUUUUUUUUCAAUUACCAAGGAGUACGUGUGAAAAUCAUGGGUAUAGUAGUCGUCGAGGUAACGAGAAUUUCUUUCUCCUACUUUUAAUCGGCGAGGGGAGUGACAUUUCAAAUCUUCUAGAUAUAGCGCACAAGACAUUCUGAGACUAUCAUACGGACCGUAUGAUACAUUUUUCCAGAAGAGGUGUCGCUACGUGUAAGAUCCAAUUAUUUGUAUUUGGGAAUUUCAUUCGUGUACUACCGUUAGUGCAGCAUUUUUUAUUUAUUUUUUUUUUUUUUAAGAAAAUGCGAGACUAGAAUAUUACUCGACGAUCGCACAGCGGAGCGUCAAUGUCCUCGGAUACUUUAGAGAAAAUGUAACGUUGUUGUGACAAUUGCUGGAAUACUUUGCAUACCGUCUUUGGGGAAGCUCUCGAGGAACAACGCGAGGGCUCGGGGACCGCACUUGCGGGAAACGUCGAGUACAAAAUUAAAAUCCUUUGUAUCUAAAUGUCAACAGCGGUGUCUGUAAUCGAGUGUGGUACGAGUUUAGAAUUCGCCGUGUCGUAUUAGGUGAUAAGAUACUAUCGAGCGAACCAGGUGAAUUGGCCAAACGUACUUUCUACCGAAGGCCAUACGAUUGAGGAGCCUUCGGUCUUUCAGCGCUCUAAGCUCCUUUUACGUUGAAACGACCCGGGAAACGAACAGUUGACGUUUUUGUCGUCUACGUAGCAUCCGACGGGCUCAGUUCAAUCAUCGGAUUUAUCAUAGUAAUCUCGUUCGUGGUGUCGACGGUGGUUGGCAGGAAUGAUUAAAAGCUCCGAACGAGGAACGUAUACGGAUGUGUGCAAGUGCAGUAUUCACUUUCCAUUGUGCGCUGCCUACCUUCUACUUAUAUAUUACCGCAAACAUAUAUAUACAGAUAUAUGUAUAUAAAUAAAAUACAAGAGGAGAUAUAUAUCUACAUAUAUUUUGUCUAUCGGUAGGAGAUAAAUACCUUUCGCAUCGGAGACCGUAGAUUAAUAUAAAUAACUUAUUUCCGUAGAGCGUAGCGUGGUAAAAGCAACGCGAGGAGAAGCGACGCAAGUUUGUUACUCGUCUUUCAUAAGUAUAAGGGAACGAGAUAAAGGACCUUGCGAUAAGGAAUCACUCGUCAGGAGAAAUAUUCGUAUCUGCGUAAAGAAUACGCGACCCUCAGCCGAUGUACGUGUACGAUUCGAGUACGAGCGAUCAUAUCGAGGGCGGGUGAAUUAUUUGAGAAGUAUUUAUUAUGGUAUGUUGCGUGUCGUCGUAAUAACGUAAAAAGUUUGCACGUAGGUGCGACGUUGGUAUCGUUAUGUAAUGGAUAACGUGUCUUCGGUAACGAUUGUAUCUUAAGUUACUCGGAGCGAUGUAAGUGUCUAGAGAUGAAGUGUUAGUCUCGACUAAAUAUAUUUGUAUUGUAUAUACAUACAUUUUAAUUAA